GGAUACGACGCCGCUUAUAGCGUUUUCUAUUUUCGGCGUCAUCUAAAAAUCCCAUCCCCCGAUUUUCUUCUAUAAAUAGUCAAGCUUUUCUAACCCAAAAAUCAAGCUCAUUCAAACCUUCUUCCCCUCCAUCUUUGCAUCAAUUUCCUCUGCUCUCCCCACAUCACCUCUUCCUUCUCAUUUCCUCCUCACUUCCAUUUUCUUUUGCUUUUUCUCUAUUAUCCAUUCCAUCUUCUUCUUUUUGAUAUCUAUCUAUUUUUACUCAUCUUUUGACUUCAAAAUUUGCAUUGUUUAUUUUUCUAUUUUUGAAAUUUUUUUUUUAUUAAUUUGAAGAGAAUUCAUCAUGUGUGGAAUUCUAGCGGUUUUGGGUUGCUCUGAUGAUUCUCAGGCCAAAAGGGUUCGCGUUCUUGAGCUCUCUCGCAGGCUGAAGCAUCGUGGUCCAGAUUGGAGUGGGAUAUACCAGCAUGGUGAUUGCUAUCUUGCUCACCAGCGCCUUGCAAUUAUUGAUCCGGCUUCCGGCGAUCAGCCCCUUUACAACGAGGACAAAAAGAUCGUCGUCACGGUCAAUGGAGAGAUCUACAACCACGAGCAAUUGCGCAAGAGUUUGCCUAAUCACAAGUUCAGGACCGGCAGCGAUUGCGACGUCAUUGCUCAUCUUUAUGAAGAGCAUGGAGAAAAUUUUGUGGAUAUGCUAGACGGGAUGUUUUCAUUUGUACUGCUGGACACCCGGGAUAACAGCUUUAUUGCUGCUCGGGAUGCCAUUGGAAUUACAUCCCUGUAUAUUGGUUGGGGGCUUGAUGGUUCUGUUUGGAUUGCAUCUGAGCUGAAAGGUUUGCACGAUGAUUGCGAACAUUUCGAGGUCUUCCCACCCGGGCACUUGUACUCUAGCAAGGCCGGUGGCCUCCGGAGAUGGUACAAUCCUCCAUGGUUCUCGGAGUCUAUUCCUUCGACCCCUUAUGAUCCCCUCGUCCUCAGGCGUGCUUUUGAAAACGCUGUGAUCAAGAGAUUGAUGACUGAUGUACCUUUUGGGGUAUUGCUAUCUGGAGGCCUUGAUUCAUCUUUGGUUGCUUCGAUUACCGCCCGCUACUUGUCCGGUACCAAGGCAGCUAAGCAAUGGGGAGCACAGCUUCAUUCCUUCUGCGUUGGUCUUGAGGGAUCUCCAGAUUUGAAGGCUGCCAAAGAAGUUGCUGAUUACUUGGGCACCGUCCAUCACGAAUUUCACUUCACCGUCCAGGACGGUAUUGAUGCAAUUGAGGAUGUCAUCUACCACAUCGAGACAUACGAUGUGACGACGAUCAGAGCCAGCACUCCGAUGUUUCUCAUGUCGCGCAAGAUUAAGUCUCUCGGGGUUAAGAUGGUGAUAUCUGGUGAAGGAUCUGAUGAGAUAUUUGGUGGCUAUUUGUAUUUCCACAAAGCACCAAACAAGGAAGAGUUCCACCGGGAAACAUGUCAAAAGAUAAAGGCCCUUCAUCAGUAUGACUGUUUGAGGGCAAACAAAUCCACAUCUGCCUGGGGUUUAGAAGCUCGAGUCCCAUUCUUGGAUAAGGAAUUCAUCAAUGUUGCCAUGAGCAUAGACCCUGAGUGGAAGAUGAUUAAUAAAGGACAGGGUCGGAUUGAGAAAUGGAUCCUUAGAAGGGCUUUUGACGAUGAAGAGCACCCUUAUCUCCCAAAGGUUCAAAAUUUCAGUAAUUUUUCCCCUUCAUCAAGAGGUUUUUGUGGAUGAACGUGUCACUAACUUAGGGUGUUUCCAUCUGUUGCAGCAUAUUCUGUACAGGCAGAAAGAACAAUUCAGUGAUGGUGUAGGCUACAGUUGGAUUGAUGGCCUUAAAGCCCAUGCUGAACAACAUGUAUGCAGAUUGAUUCAUCUUAUUUCAACAUUGUUUAUAUUCACUAAAGGAUCCACAAAUUUUGAUAUGAAUUUAUCGAUCUGUGCUUGCAGGUGACUGACAAGAUGAUGAGCAAUGCUAAACACAUCUUCCCUCAUAAUACACCAACCACGAAGGAAGCAUACUACUAUAGGAUGAUUUUUGAGAGGUUCUUCCCACAGGUGACCUUCAUACCAUUCACGAAAUUUCCAGACAGUCAUUAUAUCUUUGGAAAAACUAACAUAUAUUCUGAAAACCCCAUUGUUACAGAGCUCUGCGGUACAAUCUGUUCCAGGGGGAGCUAGUGUUGCCUGCAGCACGGCUAGAGCCGUGGCAUGGGAUGCUUCAUGGUCAAAGAAUCUUGAUCCUUCAGGCAGAGCUGCCAUUGGUGUCCACAAUUCAGCUUAUGAGAAGCAUCUCCCUGUUGUUGCAAACGGGAACUUGGCAACCAAAAUGAUUGACAAUGUGCCCAGAAUGGUGGGAAUGCCGGCAAAGGAGCUCGCAAUUCAGAGCUAACGUUUUGAAUCAAAAGCUGGAUGCAUGCUUGUGUUAAUGUAGAAGAUGCAGGAUGAGUUGGUUUUUUAAGGUUCCCUGCUGUAUUAGAUAUAUGUAAAAUUAAAUAAGAGCCAUGUUGGCAGUUAUAUAAAUCUUGGUGAGACGGUAUUGUAAUGUAAGCAGUGAUUCCAAAUAGCCCGACUUUUAAGUUGUGCUACUGCUACCUGUGUUUUUAUGUAAUCUGUUAAAAAUCAUUGUUUUUGAUAAUCUGGUUUGUUCAAAGGCUCAUUAUCUUCUUUAUGAUGGAUCAGUAGCUGUAUUAGGUACAUGUAAAAAAAAUAAAAAAUCAAAACAGGAGAUACCUAAAGCUGCAAACCCAAAGAAAUCUGCCAGUUUUAACCUCUGAUGACAGAACAACACAAGUAGUUCAGAAAACAACAAACUGCAACUUUACUAAAGCAACCUUUCAACUAGAAGAAACAACUUAAAAGGUUGUGUCAGAAAAGGGUGAUCUUACAAGCUGGAGACAAUCUAGAAGACCUGAGUAUCUUGUCAAGCAACUCGAACUCUUUCUUGGGACGAAGGCCCAAGUCAGGAGACUGUAUUACAUCAAUUGUUGCUGAGUGUAUUACAUCAACUUCUUUCAGCAACAGAGCAUGAUUUGAAAUAAACUUCAACAUAUCCAUCUCUACUUCAAGGCCUUGAAAUCCCACAAGAGUAAAAUGCGUGAGACUGGAUACCAAGCAUUCGGGAACAGUGUCAGGAUCUCUCCAACUGUUGUGAAUUUGUUCGUCAAUUCUGCAGUUCACAAUGAAGAGGACCUCUAAUGCGGGACAACAGUGAAUCAACUCCGUCACACAACUCAAUUCAUCUUCGAAGUCAACGUUGAUGAGCAAACUGGCCAGUCUCUGAAAUCUUGCCAACGGUUUGUUAGGGGUGGCUCCAAAAAGAGUUGAUAUAGCUCUGCUUGAUAUUUUCAUAGUCUUCACGCGAUCAAAAGCUGGAAUGAUCCCAACAACCGAUUCGUGUGGAAAAAGAAGGGAUUCGAGAUUUAAUUCAUUCAGAGAUGUCAACCUUUGGAAAGAAAAUACUUCGUUUUGCUCAAGACCUUCAAAGCGUAGAUACUCGAGUGCAGGUGUAUCAAUUUCCACUCUGAAUCGAAUAGCAGAGUCGUAACGAGAAUGUGCGUACUCAAGAUGUUUUAAUGAAGCGGAAGAUAUUCUACAAACCACCAUGUUAUCAGGCCGAAACCUGUCUAUUUUCAGAGAUUGGAGGACUGGAGAACCAGAGAUUAGGUUGCUCAAAGAAUCAUCCGAGUCAUACCUAAUCCAUAUUAGUUCCAAAUCUCUAAGUUUUGGAAGACAAACCAAUCGACUUACUUUAAGGCUAAUAGCUGAUCCUCGUAAUUUCAGAGCUUGUAAUGUACCGCAAGUAUAGAGUUCACCAGGUAGCUGAAACUUAUGCAAAUCCCAGGGAUCAACAUGAUACCAAUCCAACCACAAAUCAAGAACUCGAAUUUGUCGGGCUAUUGCAGCACUGACCCAUGGGUUGAUAUGGAGAUGAAAUUUCGGGUUAUGAACAGAGAGGCGAAACCCAUUGAUGGGGAUUUCAUCACAGUGAUUGACCAAAACCAUAGAAACAUAUUCUUCGAAACCCUUACCGCGAACAUCAUCAGGACGCUUGUGGCCCCUGUAAGGAAAUCUGUCUUCAUCAUACCACAAUCCAUCACUAAAAUCAAAGUCGGCGACUUUAGUCCAAUGACGGCUCCAACUUUUGGACAAAAACCUAGUUGCUAGGACCUGUUUUGUGGUAAGAAAGGAGAGGAUGUGGCAGAUGAUUGAUUCGGGUAAAUCGCUAAUCCGAUCAACUGGUAUCACAUCACUAUCAUCAGCAAACCUUUGCAGGUUUUGGGUGACAUUCUCGCCGUUCUUUCCUUCCAUUGAGUUAAGUCUCUGCGUUCUGGAUGCCUCAGCGUUUUCUGUGAAACCCUAAUCAGAUGUUUGAAAGCAGAGAAUCUCGUAUACGAGUACUUCUCGGGCCCAAGUUGUAAAAUGAAAAGAAAACUUUGUGGACUAACAACAAACUUAGCCCAGUGAACAGAUACAUAUUCGGCCCCUCCAAUGCUCAUUUCUUUGCGGCGUUGUAGGCCUCAAAACCUUUCUACAAUUUCUUCCAAGUGCUCCAAAAGUACCUGUAAAAUGAAAGUUUUGGAUUCUGCUCACUUCUUCAACGAAUUUCCUGAAUUUUUACUGAAGAAAUCAGGUUCAGGGUUCUUUGCUAGUUGAUACUCUACCAACUUCUUCAUUCCGUUUUUCUCUUGAUGUGUGUGUUUUCCAAUGCUUUAUUCUUUUCUUUUCUUUUUUUCAUUUUUAAUAUAAUUGAAGUGAAGGACAUCAUGGUUAUGCUUGUUCCCGACUUCCAUGGAGGAUCAUCAUUCAUGAGUUUCAAAACACAGAAUCACCCAGAUUAGGAUCGCCUUUACCGCAAUUUAAAGAAGUUAAUAUACCUACAGGAACUUCAUUUACACUGUUGGAACCAAAAUGCACUUCAAGUCUCCGGAUAGAAAGUUCAUUUGCAUUGUGUUCCCCAACAAAACUUAACAAUCCCAGAAACAUCAAUCUAACUCUAGCAACAUAUGAUCCAGGACACUAAAGCAAUUGAAAUGAAAUGCAUCUUCCUACAAACAAAUUGAACAAAAAAAACUAUCAAAGCUACAAAUUCGAAGAAGACAAACCACAGAUGACAAUAGGCAAAGUAGUUUUAGCACAUAACCAGUGCAGUUCUAAAAUGGAUUUGAACUUUGAACAAAGUACAGAUCCCAAAAGAUGAUCCACUUUUUUCAUCGGGUGUCCCCGAACAAAAUAGACAUUGUAUAUCUAGAGAUCUUAAGAAUGAGAGAAUGAGAACUUGAGAUGUUAAGAAUGAGAGACGCCUUGGACUUGAACAUCUCCUUUAGUAAACUAAUUUCUUUUUCAUGAUAACCAAGCCAGCCAAAAGGGAAUAUAUCAAGUCUUUUCAUCACUAAAGCAUGACUUGAAAUGAACUUAAACAUGGCCAUCUCUAUUUCUCGGCCUUCAAAUCCCCGAUAAUAAACUUCUGAGAGACUGGAAAGCAAGCAUCUGGGAACAAUAAUAGGUUCCCUACAACACCCGUCGUCAAAUCGUCCAUUGGAAGUGCGGAUGCUCAGUAUCUCUAACGCAGUACAAAACUCGAUCAAAUCCAUGAGAUAGUUCAAUUGGUCAGAGCGGUCAAUCUCGACAACCAACUCGGUUAGUCUCUCAAACCUAGCUGAGAGUUUCCUAGAGUCUCCACUAAAAUUAGCCACGGUUCCGAAUGAUAAUUUCAUAAACUUCACACAUUCAAGAGCUUGAAUGAAGCCAACAGUCGUUUCUUGUAGCCUAACAUUCACUUUAUUCAGAGAAGUUAAGGGUUGCAGAGAUAUGAUCUCCUUUGACUCGGGACACAUCUGUACGAGUGACAGACACUCGAGGGCAGGUGUAUCGAUUUUCAGCUCAUGUUGAAGAUCAACAUUCGAUCCACUGUGCCAUCCAUUAUGUCUGUAAGCAAGACUCUUAAGCACUGGGGAAGCAAUGGUAAAAACCACCAAGUUAUCAUUGCGGCACCUUUCAAUUAUGAGAGACGGGAGGAGCGGAAAACCGGAAAUAAGAUUAUUAAGAGACUCACCCAAUUCAUAUCUAACCCACUUUAGUUCUAAAUCAGUAAGCUUUGGAAGACAAACCACAGGGGGGCACUUUAACACAGAUACCAGGCCGACUCAAUUUCAACACUUCAAGUGUCCCACAAGUGUAGAGUGAACCUGGUAACUCUGACACAUAUUUAUCAUCGGCAUACGAACAAUAAUUAGAGACAACAUCCAAAUCAAAGACUCGAAGAUUUCGGGCAAUAGCAGUGUUAAGCCAUGUAUGAAGACAAUCAGAAUCGAAUUUUAAGUUUUCUAGUUCGAGACGAAACCUGUGGAUGGAGAGUCCAGCACCCUGAUUCUGCAAAACCAUGUUAACAAACUCUACAAACUUCAUCCCGCCUAUUGGAAGAAGAUUUCCUCUGGUAACGCCACAACCGAUUGUCAAAAUGGAAGUCGGUUACUUUUGUCCAACGAUGUUUCCAACAUUUGGACAAGAAGCUUGUUGCAACCACUGAUUUUGUGGGAAGGAAGGAGAAGAUGUGGCAAAUGAUUGAUUCGGGUAGGUUACUAAGCCGGUCGACCGGGGUCGAUAUCAGAAGCGCCACCGGAAUUUGAAGAUCUUUUAAGCUUUUACCGGUUUGCCAUUAAAUUUGAGGAUUGAACUGUAGGUCUAGAGAGAAAUUCCUGCUGAUUUUUUUCAGGGGAAACUGGAAAACCUAAUCGACGUCGAAUCCCAAAUGCUAUUUGUU
This is a messenger RNA of Oldenlandia corymbosa var. corymbosa, 6752 nucleotides long. The record is from the annotation of a GenBank genome assembly. NCBI's taxonomy places the organism in Eukaryota, Viridiplantae, Streptophyta, Magnoliopsida, Gentianales, Rubiaceae.